ACAACCUAACUCGAUUGACUCAGCUGGAUCAAUUUGAUUAACAUAACUUUUUAGCUCGACCAGUUUGAUUACUCGACUCAACUAGAUCAUUACCCCGUUGCGCGUUUGUUUCUGGUCGCUUGGAGAUGUCCGACGGCGGACCACGAGCUCCAGGAGAGGGAAUGAUAGUGCCUUGAGGAAGAGCUGGAUAUUGCGUUGUCGACAUGGUGAUGUUGUCCCGUCUCCGUGUUGCCGCGGCCAAAGGAACGAUUGCGGAGGUUCAAGAUGCACGAGACUCCUUCUCAUAGAGCAAAAGGAUGGUGAGAUCGUUCAGCGCCUUAUAGGAGCGGCGGAUCUGGCCCUCGUCGAGCGACCGAUCGCCUCCAGAAUCGUGGAGAGCGGAGAUGGAGUCAGGUGCUGCCUCCACUGGCGCAUCUUGUCGAUGCCCUCGUGAAUAGCAUUACAGACGUCGAGUGCCUGGACCGAGCGUUCGAAGAAGUCAGAGAGGAAGCGGUCGAGGGGCGGACGAGAGAGGUGCACCUGUCGACCGUCCCUGCAGCUGAAGAGGAUCCCGCAGAACUCUUCCCGACCGACGAGGAAUCCAUCAAGCAACUUGUGGAGUUAGGGAAGGGAAAGCAGCUCAUUCUCGAAGGAGGAGGCAAGGUCGAGGAAGAUGUCAACAAUGAGCUUCUGAAACGCCUUCGACGUCGUACGAUCCACCAAGUGAAUCACGGUGGUCGCCGUCGACGGAGUGGACUUGCUCACGGCGAACGCUGAGAAUGGAACAACCAAACGAGGCUUGCCUAAAUCUAUCUAGAGCGCGACUCCGCCGCCGACACCGACCCCGUUCCUCGACCCUGCAGCUCACGUUCGUAGCCGUCGUGAUCGCCUUUUCUUCAAUGCCGCUUGAUCUCUCCCCCUUUCACAUUCGUCCUGUCGCCUCCCUUCGCCGUGAAGUCGACGACGACAGAGCCGCGGCAGGCGGAGUGGAAGCCGAUCAUGGUCGACGGUAAUCGCAGAGAAGAAGAAGACGCCGCCGCCUGCCAUCCCUACCAUUUCCUCGUCUCCGGCCCUCGCAAUCUCCCCUCCCCUAAUUGGAAAGAUCUCCUCCGCUCUAGCUGGAAGGAUCCGGACUAUAGGCGGACAGCCAUGGCUUGCUUCGUUCAAGCAGCGUACCUCCUCGAAUUGGACAGGCAGGAGAAGCGAGCGGAGGCGGCCGGACUCGCUCCCAAUUGGUGGAAGCCCUUCAGGUACAAAUUACGGCGCACGCUGGUGGACGCCAGGGACGGCUCCAUCUACGGCGCCGUCCUCGAAUGGGACCGCGUCGCCGCCAUGGCGGACCUUGUGCUCGCGCGGCCCCGCGGCGCGCCGAAGCUCGUGCUGGCCCUCCGGGGCACCCUGCUGCGCCGCCCCACUGCGCGACGGGACCUGCUGGACGACCUCCGCUUCGUGGCUCGCGAGAGCCUGAAGGGCUCUGUGCGCUUCGCCGGAGCUCUGGAAGUGGUUCGCGCGGCCGCCGAGCGCUUCGGUAGCGCCGGCGUGUGCGUCUGCGGCCACUCCUUGGGCGCCGCCUUCGCGCUCCAAGUCGGCAAGGCGUUGGCGAAGGAAGGACUGCUCGUGGAAUGCCACCUGUUCAACCCGCCUUCGGUCUCCCUCGCCGCGAGCCUCAGGAUCGCCGGCGAGAAGGCCAGCUACGCGCUGCGAAGAACGCCCCACCCAUCGAAGAAGCUCGCUUCAGGCAGCACCGCGAACACCUGGCGUGCACGGUGGCUGCCGAACCUGUACGUCAACAACAACGACUACAUUUGCUGCUACUACGGCGUCUCCUCCGAGCAAGACACCGGCGGCGAGGGAGACCGAGUGGCGAAGCUGUUCGUAGUGGCGAAGGGGCCCACAAGUUUCCUGGAAGCUCACGGGCUGCAACAAUGGUGGUCCGAUGAUCUGGAGCUGGAAUUGGCGGCUAAUGACAGCAAGCUCAUAAACAGGCAGCUGCGGUCCCUGUAUGCCUUCUCCGAUCGAAGCUAGCUAAUCUGCCAUUGAGCUCCUCCAUGGUGUUCUCAGCCAUGGCCGUGGUUCUCCUCCAUGCACACAUAAGCCAAAGCUUACGAUCUGAUGUUUUGUAUCAAUUUUUUGUUUAGAUAAUCCAAUAUUUUGUUUUUACCUUC
This is a messenger RNA of Zingiber officinale, 2144 nucleotides long. RefSeq names its product GDSL esterase/lipase At4g10955-like. The record is from RefSeq and is a predicted model, not a curated record. Lineage: Eukaryota; Viridiplantae; Streptophyta; Magnoliopsida; Zingiberales; Zingiberaceae. Bases 979 to 2004 code for a protein of 341 amino acids. The transcript is spliced from 3 exons.